This is a messenger RNA of Cajanus cajan (pigeon pea), 1625 nucleotides long. Lineage: Eukaryota; Viridiplantae; Streptophyta; Magnoliopsida; Fabales; Fabaceae. The record is from RefSeq and is a predicted model, not a curated record.
CGUGACAUGGCACACGAGGCGUUUUUCCUCUUCGCCAUUGUUAGCACAUUAGCAUUGUCGGUUACGUUUGCAGAACGUGUUUCUGCCAUUCACGAUGUUUCUUCACUCAAUCGAAGCACCUUUCCACCAGGCUUCAUUUUUGGCACAGCAUCAUCGUCGUACCAGUAUGAAGGUGCAGCAAAAGAAGGUGGUAAAGGACCGAGUGUAUGGGAUACUUUCACCCAUAAACAUCCAGAUAUGAUAGCGGGUAGAAGCAAUGGAGAUGUUGCAGUUGAUCAAUAUCACCGCUACAAGGAAGACGUUGGGAUCAUGAAAUAUAUGAAUUUGGAUGCAUACAGGUUCUCCAUAUCGUGGCCAAGAAUCCUCCCAAAAGGAAAGCUUAGUGGAGGCAUAAAUCCAGAAGGAAUCAAAUAUUACAACAACCUCAUUGAUGAACUGCUAGCUAAUGGUUUAGAACCAUUUGUGACUCUUUUUCACUGGGAUCUUCCUCAAGCUUUAGAAGAUGAGUAUGGUGGCUUCCUAAGUUCUCACAUAAUAAAUGAUUUUCAAGACUUUGCGGAACUUUGUUUCAAAGAAUUUGGAGAUAGGGUGAAGCAUUGGAUUACUUUAAAUGAGCCACUCAGUUACAGCCUGUUUGCCUAUACACUGGGGAUGAUGCCACCAAAUCGAUGCUCUAAAUGGUUAAAUCCAAAUUGCACUGGAGGUGGCUCAGGGAAAGAGCCUUAUAUAGUUUCCCAUCAUCAACUUCUUGCUCAUGCUGCAGCUGUGCAAGUGUACAAGAAAAAGUAUCAGGUAUCUCAAAAAGGAAUAAUCGGUAUAACCCUUGUGACUAAUUGGUUCGAGCCACUUUCAGAUAACAAAUUAGAUAAAGAUGCUGCUCAACGAGCAAUUGAUUUCAUGUUUGGAUGGUUCAUGGGACCAUUGACAUCAGGAGAGUAUCCACAAAGCAUGCGUUCUUUGGUUGGAAAGCGUUUGCCAAAGUUCUCUAUACAACAAGUCAAACUUAUCAACGGUUCAUUUGAUUUUCUUGGACUAAAUUAUUACACCUCUAACUAUGCUUCCAAUGCACCCAAGCUAAGUAACGGAAAACCUAAUUAUGUUACAGAUUCUAAUGCGAAUCUUACAACUGAACGAAAUGGGAUUCCUAUAGGUCCAGUGGCCGCUUCCAACUGGUUAUAUGUUUAUCCUAGAGGAAUUAAAGAAUUGUUGCUCUAUAUUAAAGAAAAGUACAACAAUCCUUUAAUUUACAUCACUGAAAAUGGUAUUGAUGAGUUCAAUGAUCCAACAUUAUCACUUGAGGAAGCCCUUCUAGAUACUUUUAGAAUAGAUUAUCAUUUUCGUCAUCUCUUUUAUCUUCAUUCAGCAAUUAGGAAUGGCGCAAACAUAAAAGGAUAUUUUGCAUGGUCAUUGUUAGACAACUUUGAAUGGAACAGUGGUUACACAGUGCGAUUUGGAAUAAACUUUGUGGAUUACAAAAAUGGUUUGAAGCGACAUCAAAAACUUUCUGCAAAUUGGUUCAAAAAAUUUCUUAAAAAAUAUUAGAAUUUAUAUACUUUAUGGUUGUAAUAAAACAUAUGAAUUAUUACAUGUUUGUCAUUUCUCAUGAAGGAAAUGUUGGAAAAUAU